UUUGCUUUUCCAAUCGCAGAUGUGUGAAGGCGUGAGUGUUCAUAUCUUGGGAUUGAAAAACUAGGUGAAAAAUGUACUAAGAUGAUGAUGUAACUUUGGAACGCUGCUUUAAGCUGUGAUUGUUUUAAGUUCUCGAAUUUGAGCUUACGUUAAGCGUCUAAGGAGUAGGUAAAACAUUUGAAAAUGAAUGGUGCACCGCAGCAGUUGCCCUCUCUUCCGCCAAAUCCACCUGGUCAAGCAACGAAAUCAUUUUCGGAAGAAGCCGGGGGUUCUACGGUUAAAGUUGUGAGUCCUUUGCCGUGGUCCUCGAAUGCUGGUAGUCGAAUUGCGCCGGUUGUUCCUCCAAAGCCAAAGAAAGGGUUUUACUCGGAUUCUGGCGAAGGGCUUUCACAUUCUCGUGAUGACUUGACAUCCGUGUAUGGUUCGCACGUCUACGAAACCAUUCCGUCUGGCCAAAAAGCUAUGCCGCAAGUUCCAGCUCCUCAAAAGAGUGCCGCACCUAUCCCCUGGUCUACAGCUUUGAAAACGAAGAACGCUAGUGAUGGAUUCAGAAGCGUAUCGUUUGGAAUCAAUCUUCGCACAAAUCCCGGUGCACAAGCCAUAAUAAGCUCAUCGAAAUUGCCUUCUGCUGGAGCAGACUUGAAUGACAGUGAUUUCCGUGAUUUGCAUAAAGCUCAACCGGCACAAAUCGAAGACUUGCCCAGUUCACACGUUGUCUUCAAACCUUCAAAAGCAGGAGGAAAUAUGUAUUCUUCGUUUCUCAAUAAACCUGAUUUGCACAAUCAGAGCGUCAUUUCGUAUCAUGACUACGAAAGUCUGGACGCGACUCUUGACCUUUCUGGCGCAGAUGAUCUGCCUCCCCCACCACCUCCAGACAUGGAAGCCAACAUUCCCACCUAUACAUGUGUUGGGGAAGAUGCAUCCUUCUCUAGUAAUUUCCCUCCGCCACCUCCACCGGAAGAGCUUGCUGUACCACCGCCUCCUCCGCCACCAUUAAUGAUGAAACCAACCAUUGCUCCGACGAUUGGUCCGAAAGCUGUUCCGCAUCCAAUGAAAUCUGGUUAUUCGAACGACAAAACAAUUCCUGCCAAGAACACUUAUUCCAGCGCUCCUGUGAAGCCGUACUCCCAACGACCUAGUAUCGCGAAUAUAGCUGGUGCGGGAACCCAGCAAAGACCAUCGGCGGGAUACGCCGCCCCGGGGGUGACGACUCAAGGAGCUCGGUCGAUCAACAUCGCUAGUUCUCGGCAUGUCCAAUCCAAUCCUGUUGAGGCAGCGAAAAAGUCGGCGAUGGCGUUUCCCACAGGGACUUCCAGCACGCCUACUGCGAAGGUUGUAUCUGUCGCGACUGCGGAUACUCCGAGAAAAGGCGACGAGGUGGAUAAGUUGACGGAACUGCUUGUUCAGUCGAUGACCGAGUCUGACGCCGAUUCAGCUGGCACGUGCCAAAGAUGUCGGAAGAAAGUCGUGGGCGAGGGAGCUGGAUGCGUGGCCAUGAAUCAAGUGUAUCACGUUUUGUGCUUCACUUGCGCCGCCUGUGGUAAUAGAUUGAUUCCAUUGAAUGAGGAAAAUUUCAUCACGAAAACGUCUUUGAUUUCCUCAACUAUAGAAAAGACUCUCGAGGGAAAGCCAUUCUUUGUCGUGGACGCGAAGCCGCACUGCGAGGAAUGCUACGUUGAAACCUUGGAAAAGUGCUCAGUCUGCAUGAAGCCGGUUUUGGAUCGCAUUCUUCGUGCUACGGGAAAGCCGUACCAUCCGAAGUGUUUCUGUUGCGUUGCAUGCGGUAAAUGUUUGGAUGGGAUUCCUUUCACUGUGGACGCGCACAAUCAAGUGCACUGCAUUGCUGAUUUUCAUAAGAAAUUUGCACCGAGGUGCUCCGUGUGCAAGGAGCCAAUCAUGCCAGAACCAGGCGAGGAAGAAACUGUUCGUGUCGUUGCUUUGGAUCGAAGUUUCCACGUGAAAUGCUAUCGCUGUGAGGAUUGUGGAAUGAUGUUCUCUUCGGAAUCGGAUGGAAAAGGAUGUUACCCUUUGGAUGGUCACAUCUUGUGCAAAAACUGCAAUGCUAAGCGAAUUCAAGCUCUCUCUUCUCCACAUCAGUUCGUGUAAGGGGAUUUUUUCCGACUGGGAUUGAAUCGAAAAUCGCUGGUCAAGGUGAACGCAUGUGAGCUAGUUGCCUUUGUGGUCUUAAUCGUCCGCGUGUCUGUUAUGCGAAGUGUACAGCACGCUGCGGAAAUUAACGUUUCCUGAAUAAUAUUUGGAUUGUCAUUCCGAACGAGCUUGAUAGGAAUUGAUGUUGAUGGAAUUGAUCGCGCAGUGAUAAGCUUGAGCCAUGUGUGUGAGGAACUUUUUGUAUCUUUUUUUUCUCUGUCGGGAAGUAUUUUAAGAAAAAGGAGCUCGUGUAUUUAUGACAUUUGGAAGUGAAUGUUGUGCCUUAUUGUGAGCUGAAUUACCCUGGGUUGUGCUAGAAUGAUGAGCUUCCAUUCCUGUUUCUUCGAAAGCUGGGCAGUCUUAAUAAAUAAAGGUUAUUUCAAGCAUUUGAUA
Molecule: messenger RNA, 2541 nt
Organism: Notodromas monacha
Lineage: Eukaryota; Metazoa; Arthropoda; Ostracoda; Podocopida; Cyprididae
Source: the annotation of a GenBank genome assembly